CGUCGCCGAUUGAUGACCACCACAGACUCCCUCCUCCACGUUUCCUCCAUUGUUUGAAGCUUUGCUGAAGGGGCGGCAGAUACUUACGGAGACUGUUGGAAUUUCAAAUGCUGCGGAAAAUUAUCGACACAGGUUAAAGGCAUGUGUGGGCUCCGCCCAUCCCCUCUGGAACAGGAUGUGACGUCACAGCGUUAGCUCCUCCCCUCUUCUUUUAAGCUUUGGGAAGCUUUUGGUGAGUAGGGUCCUGCUCCCGCCCCUCUCCAAGGUCAAGAUAUGUUUGAGGCCAAACCCCGCGUCGUGGACAAGAAGGAGUCCAGCACAGAGACGGAUGAGGGUCUGGGCAGCAGCGGGAGGCGUUAUGGAUCCGGCUCCUUGGGCUCGGCCUCGGUCGGCUCCGGCGGCUCAGUGUACCUGUCAGACAGUCAGGACUGGGUGGUCUCCCCGAGUUGCUCACCAGAUGAAGGGCCAAGUCAGCACAGCGCCAUCUCUCCCAUGCUGGCAGAGGAGACUUUUCGCUACAUGACAUAUCUGGCUUUGGACCCCUCUUCUUACUCCCACUCCGACUCUCAAAGCCUCCCCAAAGUCCUCAGCGCAGACCGGGUGGAGCAGAUGACCAAGACCUACAAUGACAUUGACGUGGUCACGCAUCUUUUGGUUGAGAGGGACAGAGACUUGGAGCUGGCGGCCCGGAUCGGUCAGUCGCUCCUGCAGAGGAAUCACCUCCUGCAGGAGCGCAACGAGGCCUUGGACGAGCAGUUGGCUCAAGCCGUCGACCAGGUUCACCAGCUGCAGCAUGAGCUCAGCAAGAAGGACGAGCUGCUCCGGAUGGUGGCCAACGCCUCGGAGGAAAGCGAGACCGACUCCAGUAUCUCCACGCCUCAGCUACAGCCGCAGCUGCCUGGAGGAAGCGUCACUGCCGCCACUGCUCUCAGCCAGCUGGAGUCUCUGCAGAACAAGCUGCAGGACCUGGAGGAGGAGAACCAGGCGCUGAGGACCGAGGCUUGUCAGCUGAAAAAAGACACGGUGACGUAUGAGGAGAAGGAGCAGCAGCUCGUGAGCGACUGCGUGAAGGAGCUCCGGGAGUCCAACAGCCAGAUGGUGUCUCUGACGGACGAACUGGCUCAGAAGAACGAGGCGCUGCUCAGACACCAGGAGGAAAUCGCGCAGCUGCUCGCACAGAUAGUCGAGCUGCAGCACAGAGUGAAGGAGCUGGCUCUGGAGAAAGAGGAGCUGAGGAUCCAUCUGCAGGCCUCCAAAGACGCCCAGAGACAGCUCACAGCUGAGCUGAACGAGCUUUCAGACCGGAAUGCUGAGUGUGUAGAAAUGCUUCACGAAUCCCAGGAGGAGAUCAAAGAGCUUCGCAAUAGAAACACUCCGUCCUCUGGGAUGAGACGUCACUUCUCGUAUGGACUCUACCCCAUGGACUCCUUGGCAGCAGAGAUUGAAGGAACCAUGAGGAGGGAGCUGAGCGUUGAGGAGGAGACAGCCUUUCAGGACCAAAGACUUUCCCACAAACGUGUUUUCCAAACCGUUCGAGCCAUCAACUCCUCGGCCUCCCGCGGCGCCUCUCCUGUCGCUCCGAUCCCCGGUUCUGGACACAGCUCUCUGGUGAUGACGGCACAGCCUUUCCAGUCCUGUCAGAGGGAGGAGGAGAAAAUGGGUCAGCCAGGCUCUCCGGGGGGAAAUGACCUCACCAGGGCUCUCCACCGGCUGUCCCUGCGGCGACAGAACCUCCUCUCUGAGCGAAACUUCUUUCAGACGGAGCAGGAAAAGAAACUGCGGGCUCUGGGUGAAGCAGAGGGGGACGUGGAGGGAAGCUGCUGCAGCUCUCCAAUGGGCAGCGCUCUCUCCUCCUUCUCCAACCUGUCAGAGCUCUCUGUCAACUCCAGCGUUUUUAAGACCUUUUUGCCCGAGAAGCUCCAGAUCGUCAAACCCAUGGAAGGCUCCCUGACGCUCCACCACUGGCAGCAGCUUGCCAAACCUCACCUAGCCACUAUCCUUGACCCCCAUCCGGGGGUCGUCACCAAAGGUUUCCGACCGCUGGCUCAGGACGCUGUGUACCGCCUGUCUGACAUGGAGGAGGACGAGGAGCGGGAGGAUCACAGGGGAGUUGCUGUGCUGGAGAAGGGAGCGACGGAGCAGGGUAAAGAGGAAGAUUAUGAGGAAGAAGAAGGCGGGAUCACCUUUAGGGUUCGAUGUUCGUCGACGCCGGAAGAGAAGAAGGACCGAAAGUUUUCUGGUGCACCUCUUCUCAGCCCGCCUGUCACCCCAACCUUACCAGGGUCCUCUUCAAUCCGAUCAGACAUUGGCACAACGGCGCGUCAUGUGACCGAGUCCAACUUUUUGGCUCAACCCACGUCAAUAGCCUCCACACUAACUCAGAACCUGGUUCCUGCUUCCACAUCAUCUUCUUGUGUCCAAAACCCAGGGAAAUGUCAGAGCUCCACCUUCUCCACCUACACCUUCACCACCUGCCGCAUUCUCCACCCUAGUGACGUGACACAAGUCACUCCAAGUUCGCAGUCGUCCAUUUUGGCCAACACACCCAGCUCCAUGAGAACCGGUCCCAGCACCCCCGUGACUCCCUGUCGGCUGAGUUUGGGUGACUCCUUCCCGCCUCGACAGGCUCCUAUUCCCUCAAGGGGUCUGGCCAAGCUCAUCCUGGAGAGGGGCAUCUCUGCACAAGUCUCUGCUGACACACCGCCUUUGACACCAAAAUCCGCCCCAAGACGGCCUCUCCUCCGACUUAUGCCUUCCACACCUGCGAACUCCCCCUCCGAGUCCUCUGCUCCUACCCUUGUACCGACAGAGUCCCGCCAACAACCAGCUGACAAUUUCCUGGCCUCCCGACCCGCAGAGCUUUUCCUUCAGGACGUCUAUGGGUUAAACCUGGGCCGAGCCCCACACCCAGACCUGCCGAGCCCCACCCAGGAAACUAAGGUCACCUCUCGCAAGUCGGGCAGGGUCCAGUCCGAUCCGGUCACCGUCGGUCUCGUAGAGAGGCUGCGGCGUUUGGGGUUCACCAAGGUGCUCCACUGUUCGGAGUCUGAGGCCAGAGCCCGCCGCCAAGACUCCUCCACUUUUGUGUCGGCAAGUGGCGGUAGCCUGCUGGACGGUUUAAGGCGCAACCAAAGUCUGCCAGCAAUGAUCGGCGCCAGAGCUGGGAGUAAGACCCCUGCCCCACCACCUCACCCAAACUCCCUGGCUAUCCCUCGACCGCCAUGGGGAAACCCGAAGGAACAACGCCGUAAUCUUGCCUCUAAGCCACCAAGAAGUUCAGCAAACCACUGAGGGAAUGGGGCGCCCCCAAGUUAAGCACCUUUAGGCCCCAACCCCCCAUUGCCUUUGGAGAGAAAAAGAAGUCAGGGAAUCAAUGGGUCGACCAACCCCCACCUUUGAAUGACUCCCUUUUAAAGCACAAUGUAACUAACAGACUGCUGAGUUCCACAUCGUCCAUGAGAAUCUGCCAUGACUUUAGGCCUUAGCUCAACUGUAACUUGGCUUUUCUCUUCUGUAGUGUUUUUGGGAGACCCUGGAUGAUUUGAAAACGGAGAAGAGAAGAAAGUAAUACAGCAUGUAGAUCUAAGAUGGUUCGUGGAAGUUAAACACGUCAAAGAAAGUAAGACGUCGGUCGGUCUGACAGGGUAAUGCAAUGCGUAUCGUAGCUUGAAGGACGAUGGUGAUGAGUACAAGACUUGAUCGUCCAGGGUCUCACAGUUCCAAGGGCUUGCUAUGUAGUACUCUGGUGAAGCUUCAGCAACAUCUGCCACAUGAAUACAAGCCUUUUAGUAUUAGAGUCAAAGGAUGAUUAAGCUAGCAUUUAUUUCAUGAGAAAUCGUAGAGCGACGCCGUACUGCCAGGCAAAUCGGACUACGCCAUUAAACAUGCCAGUAUUAGUACUAUCGUAAAUGUUUCAUGACUUUGCUAGUUGUCCAUUGUUGCACAGAUGUCCAGUAGCCGUCCAUGUUUGCGAUAAGGCAGCCUUUACCUUGAAGUCCCAGCAUGCAUCUGUCGGUAUCCAGGUAAAAAGGGAAUGCAGAACCAAAAAGAGACGCUGAAACAAAAGUCUUUUUCUUUCAGGUCUUUGUGUGGCAUUAUGUAGUAAAAGGUGUGAGGCCUUAUGAGGAGGCAAGAACUGUUCUCAUCCUGUUGAGCCAUGUUUGUUUUCUUUUGCACAGAUGCUCGAAUCACUAGUUAGGUAAAUAAAAUCCCUUCAGAGAUCCGUCUCAACAAUCCACCAUCGUCUCAGGCACCCUAUUGUUAGUUUGAGAUGGUUAGGAUACAAAAACACACAGCAUCUAGUUUUGUUAUGCAUUUCCAAUACUGGCCAGCAGAUGGGAGUGUUUCCUCAAGUUUUGUCUGCUUAACUAAAAUCGUCUCACCAAUCCACCAUCAUCUCAGGCACCUUAUUAGUUUUCAGACUGCUAAGAUACAAAAACACAUUAAGAAAUCGUUUUAAGGCAUCCAAUUUGUUAUUUUCAACAUAUGCUCGUAUGCAUUUCCAACACUGGCCAGCAGAUGGGAGUGUUUCCAAAAGUUUUAUCUGCUUUGCUAAAAUUUACGAGACGAUCAAGAGAUCGUCUUAACAAUCCGCCCACUGUCUCAGGCACCUUAUUGUUUGCCUUAAACUGCUCAGAUACAAAAAGACACUAACGGAUCGUUUUAAGGCAUCCAGUUUUGUUAUUUUCAACAUAUCCCUGUAUGCAUUUCCAAUACUGGCCAGCAGAUGGGAGUAUAUACUCAAGUUUUAGUUAAAAAAAAAUCCAUUGAGAGAUCCAUGUCAACAAUCCGCGCAUCAUCAUCAUAGGAUUGUUCUAGACAGCUACAACAGAAAAACAAACGUACAGAUCAUUUUCUGGCUUGCAGUUUUGUUAUAGGAAUUUUAUUGUUGGUGUACACACAUUCCAUAUAUUGGCCAGCAGAUGGGAGUGUUUCCUAAAGUUUUAUCUUUUUAGCUAAAAUCGACAAAAGACGAUUAAGAGAUAGUUUCAACGCUCCGCCAUUUUCUCAGGCCUCCUAGGUUAGUUUCAGGUUAAUAAGAUACAAAAACACAGUAACUUGAUCAUUUUUAAGCUUCCAAUGUUGUUGUAGGGUUUUAUUUUGACUGUACAUGAGUAUGCUUUUCACAUAUUGGCCAGCAGGUGGGAGUGUUUCCUCAACUUUCUGCUCCAUAAACCCUCCAACCUUAAAACUGCAUUUUGAGUUCAACCUGCGCUUUAGUAACACAUUUAAAUCCCAUAGUCUAUAAAUAGAUGCUUCUGUUUAAUAUUUAUAGGUGUGAACUAACAUUUUAUUAUAGGUUUUAAUGUAUUAAACAUUUUUGUUUGUGAAGGAAAUUCCUAUUUUUGAACAAGAGAAACAUCUCAGUUGUGGUGUAAGAAAGCCUCAACAUGAGUUUUUUUGUUGCUCCUUUAAAUUUGUAAUAUUUCCAAUAAAUCCAGAAAGUUCUGUUAGUCAUAUUGAAUAUGGACAGUAACUUCCUCAUGUCUUGCUUCUGUGCUCUCACUGCUAUUAUGAAGUUGCCUUUUUCAUAAAUAAAAUAUAAGAAACUAAA
Oryzias melastigma (Indian medaka) is the source of this 5554-nucleotide messenger RNA. RefSeq names its product trafficking protein, kinesin binding 2 (gene trak2). The record is from RefSeq and is a predicted model, not a curated record. Bases 274 to 3291 code for a protein of 1005 amino acids. Gene Ontology annotation, cellular component: dendrite. Gene Ontology annotation, molecular function: GABA receptor binding. The transcript is spliced from 16 exons. NCBI's taxonomy places the organism in Eukaryota, Metazoa, Chordata, Actinopteri, Beloniformes, Adrianichthyidae. Gene Ontology annotation, biological process: neurogenesis; anterograde axonal transport of mitochondrion.